This is a messenger RNA of Manduca sexta (tobacco hornworm), 1077 nucleotides long. It is a transcript of the gene Prosbeta2, whose product is annotated as proteasome subunit beta type-7. Bases 192 to 1034 code for a protein of 280 amino acids. Gene Ontology annotation, cellular component: proteasome core complex. Gene Ontology annotation, molecular function: threonine-type endopeptidase activity. The transcript is spliced from 4 exons. NCBI's taxonomy places the organism in Eukaryota, Metazoa, Arthropoda, Insecta, Lepidoptera, Sphingidae. The record is from RefSeq and is a predicted model, not a curated record.
AUUGUUCUGAGAGUAUAACAGAUGUCGGUGUGUCUAUAGUAAUUUUGAAAAGUCAUGAUUACUCUAUGAAUUUCCAUAAACUCCAACUAAUGUCAUUUGUCAAUUCCGAAAAGUGCAUUGUAGUGGUUGGAGGAUACGAAUUUUCAUAAAAUACUAUUUUUAUUGAACAUUUCUAACAAAAUUUUAUAAAUAUGGCAUCAGUCUUAUUACCGGAAACACCAGCGCCAGGGUUUUCAUUCGAAAAUUGUCAGCGCAAUGCUUUUCUUGCGCAGAAGGGCUUUCCAGCUCCUAAAGCCACUAAAACUGGAACUACGAUCGUCGGUAUAAUAUAUGCGGAUGGCGUUAUUCUUGGUGCCGACACGCGAGCUACAGAAAACACCGUUGUAUCGGAUAAAAACUGUCAGAAAAUCCAUUAUUUGGCAUCCAACAUGUAUUGCUGCGGAGCGGGUACAGCUGCAGACACGGAAAUGACGACGCAGACGGUGGCAUCGCAACUAGAGCUGCAGCGUCUACAUACCGGGCGCACUGUGCCGGUAGAGACCGCGUCGACUCUGCUGAAGCGCAUGCUGUUCCGUUACCAAGGUCACAUAGGUGCUGCUCUCGUGCUUGGCGGAGUCGAUCGCACUGGGCCUCACAUUUACUGCAUCUACCCUCAUGGUUCUGUGGACAAGCUUCCCUAUGCUACUAUGGGAUCUGGAUCAUUGGCAGCCAUGUCUGUAUUUGAAGCAGGCUGGAAACCAAACAUGUCUGAGGAAGAAGGCAAGAAGCUGGUGCGUGAUGCAAUUGCUGCUGGUAUCUUUAAUGAUUUGGGUUCCGGCUCCAAUGUUGAUAUGUGCGUUAUUCGCAAUUCUGGGCCUGCUCAGUAUCUUAGGACUUAUGAGGAAGCUAACAUAAAGGGCAAAAAACAAGGUUCAUACAGAUAUGCUCCAGGCACUACUGCUAUUCUGAAACAGAGAGUGAUACCUCUCGAAGUGGAGUCUGUUGCAGUACACCCAGUGUCUCGUCCACAAGCCAUGGAAGUCGAAACCCAUUGAACUGUAAUCUAAUACUUAUUGAAUAAAAAUAAUUUUCUAACUA